Messenger RNA from Lotus japonicus, 1789 nucleotides. Its product is annotated as putative F-box protein At1g65770. Bases 1 to 1413 code for a protein of 470 amino acids. NCBI's taxonomy places the organism in Eukaryota, Viridiplantae, Streptophyta, Magnoliopsida, Fabales, Fabaceae. The transcript has 3 exons. The record is from RefSeq and is a predicted model, not a curated record.
AUGGAAAAGGAUAAUGUAGAAGAUGAGAAGGAAUGGAAAAGAAUGGAGAGUUUGAGGGUGAGGUUGAGGAAGAGGGAUGAGGUUGAGGAAGAGGGAUGUCUUGAUGACUUUUUUUUUCCUUUAUCCCAGGUUUCAUUGGCACCGCACCUUCUUCACUCGUUGCAACACUUCAAAGCCACACACAGAGAGCAAGUUCAUUCAUUCAUUCCUCUGUUCUUGUUCUUCUUCAAAGUCAACACCACCACCACACGCGUCUUUUCAUCCGCCAUGGACGAAAAAGUACCCUGGUCUGAACUCCUCCCCACAGAACUCUGGCCCAAGAUCGGAAAAUCCCUCGACAACCACAUCGACGUUCUCCGAUUCCGCAGCGUCUGCAUUUCCUGCCGAUCUUCCAUCCCUCCUUCUCUUCCAAACUCUCCCUCCUUCCCUCUCCAAAUCCCUCACCCCAUGAACAAUUCCACUGACACCUUCCUCAUCCAAUCCACCAUCUACCGCAUCGAACCAGGUCACGCAACUUCAAACCCCAAUUCCAAAGGCUGGUUGAUCAAGGUUGAGGAAUCGAAGAAUCGUCCCUUGGUUUUGCUUAGUCCAAUCUCCGACCGCAAAAUCUUCUACCCUCUUGCCACUUCUCAGAUGCUCUGGAACUUAAUCGACCACCGUGUCAUUGAGGUUUGCAAAUCGUACACCAUCAAAACCUCUGGGAGAUUCUCCUCCGCUGUGAAUAAAGUUGUCUUGUUUCCUAACAAUCCAUGGAUCAGCGUUGACGAUUGCGUCGCUUGUUGCAUUUUUCUAAAUGGGAAAUUAGGGUUUAUGAAAAUUAGGGGUGACAAUGAGAAUGAGAAUGAGAAUGACAAGUGGGUGCUUGUGGAUGACAAGAAUUUCUACUAUGAUGAUGUGAUUGUGUUCAAGGGACAGUUUUAUGUGACUGAUAAGUGGGGGACUAUUUCAUGGGUUGACACUUCUUCAUUGAAGCUGAUUCAGUUUUCCCCUCCUUUGUGUGGGUUUGGGAACAGGAAGCAUUUGGUGGAGUCAAAUGGGAGUCUCUAUGUUGUUGAUAGGUUCUGCGGGGAAGGCGAACCGAGGAGAAGAAACUAUGUUGGACGGUUAGAGGCUGUUGUGGAACAUUUCAAAGUUUAUAAGUUGGAUGAAGAGUGGGGAACAUGGGUUGAUGUUAAGGAUUUGAGGGAUAGAGCGUUUGUUUUGGGUAAUAGUUGCAGUUUUUCUGUUGCAGCUAAGGAGUUGAUUGGAUAUCAAGGGAACUGUAUCUACUUCAUUGAUAUUUUCGAUGUUCGAGUGUUCAACUUAGAGGAUCAAAGCAUCAUUACCAUUGACUUUGAUCCUUUUCUUGAGAAGUAUUUUUGGCACCCAUCUUGGCUCACCAUUGCAGGACAUAACCAACUUCGCAUUAAUUGAGUUUGAAGGGAUACUUUUUGUGGUCAAAACAGUUACAAGCUUCCAUAUGAAGGACACCUCUCCCUGAAGAAGUACAGAGUGCAGUCACUUGUCCCUAAUAGGUGCAAAAAUGGAAAGUUAAUCUUGAUUUGUAGAAAAGUGGCUUUCCUAUCUGUGUAAUUAUUGGUUCAUUUGCUAAAUGAUCAGUGUCACACGAUGGCGGACAUGAAAAGCUUGACUUCAUGGGAUCUGCCAAUUCCACUUUGUAACAAGGAAAGAAUCAAGAACAUAUGUGUGAUAUUUGACUAUUUGUGGCACUGACAGUAGCAUAUAAUUAGAUUGGGUUUUGUAGUUCAAGGAUGGGAGCGUAUGUAAAUCAAUCAGUUAUCUUCUACUC